AUGAACAGCGGUGAUGAGCAGCAGAAGCCACAGGUCCUGGAUGAGAAGCUGCGCAGACUGGUGAAGGAGUUUGGAUUAAACAGCUGGUCUUUAGUUUCCCUUCAUUUCAAAGGUCAGAGGUCAGAUGUGGUCUGUCAGCAGAGGUGGCAGCAGAUAAAGAAUCCAGAGCUGGUGAAAGGUCCCUGGACUCGGGAGGAGGAUGAGAGGGUUAUUGAGCUGGUCCAUAGGUACGGCGUGAAGCGCUGGUCACUCAUCGCCAAACACCUGCACAGUCGGAACGGGAAGCAGUGCCGUGAGCGCUGGCACAACCACCUGAACCCGACGGUGAAGAAGAGCGACUGGACGCUGGACGAGGACCGCAUCAUCUUUCAGGCCCACAGGCUGCUGGGAAACCGCUGGGCCGACAUCUCCAAGCUGCUGCCCGGCAGCUCUUCCUUCUCCUCCAGACCUGCAUCCAGGAACAGCGUCCCCUCCAGGACAGCCAACAUCCCCACCCAGGUCACCAUCCACCACCAUCCACCACCAUCCACCCACCAUCCACCCACAAUGAGAAUACAUAUGGAAGACUGUCUGUCCUCUGUGAAGGACGAGUCCAGCUGUUCCUCCAGCAGACAGAGCAUGUCCCAAUGCCAUUGUAGCCGUGCCCACCUGUGCUCCGCCUGUGUCCCCACGUCCUCCUCAGGUUAUGACUCCUGUCUGAGCUUGUGCGAGCUGACAGCGCCCGCGGAGCUGACAGAGACGAACACAGAGGCCUGGAGCCGCAGCCCGAAGGAAGUGACCUCAUCACUCCCCACCUGCCUGCACAGAGAGCACGCCGACCCGCCCACCAUUGAUCUGAGCAGAAGCUACGUCGCAGGUAUGAAGGAGCAGCUGAUGAACAACUCCGGCUCCUCCUGCAGCAGAAGCAGCCUGGUGGGAGCUCUGAGCUUCUCACCCUCUGAGUUCCUCGGUCUUUGUGGGGAUGAGGAUCUGAAGUUACAGUGUCCGGCUCUGACGUCCACCCCCGUCUGUUCCCUCAAACACUCCACCAACACCAACCAGGACAACUCCUGUCUGCACUGCAGCCACUUUAGCACCCAGACACCCACAGAGACCAGAGAGGGGACCGGAGCGCUGUGGAUGUCAGCUCCUCAGACACCAACACCGCUGAAGAUCAGCGGCACGAGUCAGGACGAGGUCUCCGUUUGUCUGAGCAGGAUGAUGAAUCUGACGUGGGCCGAGCGCAGCAUGGAUCCUGACAGCCAGCAGUCCGGCAGCAGCUCUGAGGUGCAGGGAGAGAGUCUGCUGAGCUCCAUCCUGCAGGUCCAGGCAGAGUCCAGCUCCGUCCAGCAGCAGGUUCAGGAGAAGUCCAGCUCUGCCUCAGAGUUCCACCCAGAGUGCAGCUACGCUCCGGGCUGUGAGGAGUUCGGCUGCUUUCCGCUGGGUGUACAGGUGGAGGUGUGGUGGUGUCAGCAGCCAGCAGGUUACCUGCACUCUCCAGAAUGUCCUGCGUACAGACUGAAUCCCUUUGAGCUGAGCAGUGACUUACAGGUGCUAAUGUUUGGGAAAACAGACGAUCAGAUCAGUCUGACAGAGCAGGCGCGGCUCUACGUGGAGCCCUGAUCACCUGCGUGGAUCACCAGUGUUCAGGUCUCUGGGGAACUGAGGACACUGAGCUCCACCUGGCUGAGGCAGCGGCUGAUGGGCGGCGUCCAUGUUUGUUCGAGCGUCUCAGCUUCAGCUCAGAUGGAAGAAAUCUGGGAAAUCCAGGACCACAUGAUCAGCUCCCGUCUCACCUGGACUUUAACUGUGGGACAGUCAGAGGA
Toxotes jaculatrix (banded archerfish) is the source of this 1805-nucleotide messenger RNA. Its product is annotated as myb-related protein A-like. Gene Ontology annotation, biological process: regulation of DNA-templated transcription. Gene Ontology annotation, cellular component: nucleus. The record is from RefSeq and is a predicted model, not a curated record. Bases 1 to 1602 code for a protein of 533 amino acids. The transcript has 14 exons. NCBI's taxonomy places the organism in Eukaryota, Metazoa, Chordata, Actinopteri, Toxotidae. Gene Ontology annotation, molecular function: DNA-binding transcription factor activity, RNA polymerase II-specific; RNA polymerase II cis-regulatory region sequence-specific DNA binding.